GGGCCGCCAUUAACGAGAAACGAACAACUAGUGUGGCAUGUAAUGGCCUUCGUGAUCUUUGCGGCCUCCGAAUUGACCAAAUUACAUUUCCAGGUAGUCACAAUGCCGGAUCUGGAUUUGAUGGGCUUCUCUAUUAUUGGAGUGGUGGAAUAGCCCCGUCGACUUGUUUAUACCGUAAUCAUGGAAAAAGCUUUUCCGAACAGUUAGAAUUCGGUAUACGGUAUUUUGACGUAGAUAUUUGCUAUGGAGAGACUGAAGCAUUGAAUUGCCACUGCGAUCCAUUGAAUUGUGCCUACACUGGCUCUAUCGGAAAAGGUUUGUCGCAAAUUGACGCGUGGAUGAAAUCCCAUCCCAAUGAAGUUAUCGUUAUCCAUUUUAACCACGAUGCGCAGAAUGGUUAUCAUGCAAAAAUCGCUGAAAGUCUUGAGAAAGGGCUUUUAAAAUAUUGGGCAACGG
Paramuricea clavata is the source of this 456-nucleotide messenger RNA. The record is from the annotation of a GenBank genome assembly. Lineage: Eukaryota; Metazoa; Cnidaria; Anthozoa; Malacalcyonacea; Plexauridae.